Aspergillus novofumigatus IBT 16806 is the source of this 1017-nucleotide messenger RNA. RefSeq lists its product as uncharacterized. NCBI's taxonomy places the organism in Eukaryota, Fungi, Ascomycota, Eurotiomycetes, Eurotiales, Aspergillaceae. The coding region runs from base 246 to 803 and encodes 185 amino acids. The record is from RefSeq and is a predicted model, not a curated record. The transcript has a single exon.
AACUUUAUCAUUGGUAGGCAAUUUACUAGUGAUAGCGAAAUCUCAUACGGUUCUGCGCUUUCCAACAGUUAUGAGCCCGGAUUGCCUCCUAGACGUACGGAUUUGAUGGUUUUCAGCACCUUAAAUCAGCAGUUCCUAUUUGCAAGAGCCAUAUCUCGCGCUGAGAGAUAUCUCGAUAUUGAACUGCCUGAUUUGGAAGAGGUGAAGCCAUAUUGAACGCCGUCGGCACCCCUGAUCUGCCAGAUAUGGAAUAUCACGCAGAACCGGUGCCCCAGGCCACCAUGAAGGUACCCAUCGUGCUAAGCGAGCCCGAUGAUUGGUGGAUAUGGGAUUCUCAUAUAAUCGGCCUAGCUCGAACCCGCGGAGUGCUUGAUAUACUCCAGGGAGAGAGGCCUUACCCCGUUCCGCCGAUUCGACCAAUUCAUCCAAUGAUUCUAGCCCAUCAGCAGGCGGAACCCCAGUCGGCCUCAGAAAGGCCCCGAACGACGGAAGCAAGCCAAUCAGAUGCUCCGUCAGCUGCCGCAGCUGCCCCGAAGGCUCCAGCGAAGCCAACUGAAAUCGAAUUAGUGAUAUAUAACGAAGAACUGGCGAUCUAUAAGGAAGAUAAAGAGCAAUAUCGACUAGAUCGUCAAGGCCUUGCGGCUAUCUGGAUUACCAUGGAGCAAUCGGUAGCCAGAGAGCAUCUUCAGCGGCUCACUAGCCAAUCAGACAGCGAGGUUGAGAGAUAUCGAAAGCUUAAGGCUGCCUUCGAUAGAAACGCGAAUGAACAGAAUCCAAGAGAGAUAUCAAAAGCUUGCCGCUAAGCCAGCCAAUCAGAUGUAUCAAGCUGGCUAAGCGAGUGGGAGAAGGUGCUGUUGAAAAAUAUAACUAAGGAUAUGAGACCCUAGACUGAUGGGAACCAUGUCCGGACACCUUUUUAGCCUAGUGGUAUUAUAUUUCAAUAGCUUCUCAUGGCGGCCAGAACCCUGGACUUCCUUUGUGAUGAAAACCAUCAAUGUUAAUCGGAGAAUUGUCUAC